AUGCGUCCCGAGUUUGCCCCCGUAGCCUUUAUUUCUGCCUUUUCGGUUCUGUUGGUUGUUCCAUGGCACUGGCGAGCCCGAAACGUUGCCACACUAUCAAUGGCCGCAUGGCUCUUUAUAACGAAUGCCAUCUACGCCAUUGACGCUGUUGUGUGGUCCGACAAUGUCAAGAUCGCAAUUCCUGUCUGGUGUGACAUCACCACGAAAAUUAUCAUUGGAUCUCAAUUCGCGCUACCAGCAGCAUGUCUCUGUAUUUCUAUACAUCUCGAACGCGUCGCAUCGGUUCGUGCCGCCAGAAUCAUGCAGCAAGAUAGACGCCGCCGACAGAUCUUCGAGGGCCUCAUGUGCUGGGGCCUACCCGCCGUAUUCAUGGCUCUUCAUUAUAUCGUGCAAGGUCACCGUUUCGACGUCAUUGAAGACUAUGGUUGUCGACCAACCACCUAUAUCUCCUACGUCGGCAUCUUCUUGAUGUACUUCCCACCACUCUUCAUGGCACUCGUCUCCUUUGUCUUCUCAGCGCUUGCGCUCCGACAUUUCCUCAGACGCCGCGUCACAUUUGCCCUCCAUCUCCAAGCUUCCAACUCUGCCCUGACGACUUCACGCUACUUCCGACUCAUGUCUAUGGCGCUCGCCCAGAUGUUCGCCAUCAUUGCCGUCACGGCGUAUACCUUAUGGUUCACUCUCAUUGCCGUGCCUAUCCGCCCAUACACGUCAUGGGCUGAUGUCCAUAGCGAUUGGUUACGGAUCGACCAGUAUCUCACUAAGUUCACCCCUCCUCUCGUCGUACGGAGCUUUUACGCUCUUUGGUGGAUGGUCCCCCUCUCUACAUUCCUCUUUGUGGCCUUCUUUGCUUUCGGUCAAGAAGCCUUGGACGAAUACAAGAAAUGCUUCAUGUGGCUGAUAUCAGUCAUCUUCAGAAACAAACCGGCUCCGGGCUCGGAAGAGAUCAAUCCCAAGGGAUCUCUCCUCGAUCGUAUUCCUGUUAAAAUCACCCUUCCUUCAUUCCUUGGCGGGUCUAAGGACACGAUGAACUCAUCUACAACUGCUUCCAGCUCGUCUAUUCCCACAUACACAUAUCCCCAACCACCCCCUCCGCCGAAAUACAUGCCAGAGACGCCUGUCGAUUCCUCUUUCUCCGAUUCCUCAUCGUAUUAUCCCCCUGCUCCCAAACAAUUGCUUGACGUUGACCUAGAAGCUCACCCCCUUCCGCCUACGCCAUCGUCGUGCGCAUCAAGCUCUUCAUCAUCUAGCACUGAGGUUGAAAGCGAAACACCUUCUCUCCAUUCGCGGGCAUUCGCCCCAAUCCCCGUCCCUACCAACGUAGCAACAUCGCCGUUCCCUCCGCCGCCGCCGUCCCGCCCACGCGUGAGGCCAAUCAUACCCGCUAGCAAUGCCCAAGAGCCUGGUUCUCCACGACCAUUGACUUAUCCUUCUGCCGAUGCAUGGCAUCGAGGCAUUGCUAUAGCGUUACCUUUGUCAUGA
Molecule: messenger RNA, 1482 nt
Organism: Pleurotus ostreatus (oyster mushroom)
Lineage: Eukaryota; Fungi; Basidiomycota; Agaricomycetes; Agaricales; Pleurotaceae
Exons: 4
Coding region: 1-1482 (493 amino acids)
Biological process (GO): G protein-coupled receptor signaling pathway
Cellular component (GO): membrane
Molecular function (GO): mating-type a-factor pheromone receptor activity
Source: RefSeq, a predicted model, not a curated record